Tympanuchus pallidicinctus (lesser prairie-chicken) is the source of this 3028-nucleotide messenger RNA. RefSeq names its product aconitate decarboxylase 1 (gene ACOD1). The transcript is spliced from 5 exons. Gene Ontology annotation, molecular function: lyase activity. The record is from RefSeq and is a predicted model, not a curated record. NCBI's taxonomy places the organism in Eukaryota, Metazoa, Chordata, Aves, Galliformes, Phasianidae. The coding region runs from base 484 to 1920 and encodes 478 amino acids.
CUUUACAAAAGGAUUUGAGGUUGAACUCAAAGACUGAGGCUCCUCUAAGCAAGUUUUAGGUACUGAAGUGCAAAACUGCAAUUCUGAAAAGAUUUGCUACUUUGUUCUCUAAUCCAGGAGGUGCCCUAGCUUUUUCCUCAUCUCCAUGCUCCCAAACGUAAGGCACUUGAAUCAAUAUAUGGUAAUGAAAUACCACAUCUGUCUGUUUACACAUGAUAUGUGAAUGUGACUGAUAAAGUCCUAUUGCACAUGUGCCAGCAGUUUAUAGCACAGUUAGUCAGAGAAAAGUUGAAAAUGAAGAAAAAGGAACAUUUCCAGGCAGAGGAGGAAAUGGGUGGGACAAGAUGAACAAGAGAACAGGCCUAAUCUGCCUCCCCCCACUAAAAACAUGCAUAUAUAAGUAGUGAAGGAGAGAUUUCCCUUGCUCCCUGGCUGUCAUUCAUUCUCUGCUUUUCCCUGGGGACAACACAGCAUCCCUCCAAGAUGUGGGCAAAGACGAUUACAGAAAAUUUUGCCAAUGUGAUUCAUGGUUUGAAUAAAAACCACCUGACAGAUCUGGUCAUUCAGAGAAGCAAGCGAAUGAUUCUGGAUACCCUUGGAGUAGGACUUCUGGGUACCAGCACCGACACCUGCCAGAAAGUCAAACAGUACAGCAAGAUCUACAGCUCAGAUAUAUCCAGCACCAUCUGGGGCCACUUGGAUUUCCGACUGCCUCCUCUGUAUGCAGCUUUUGUAAAUGGAGUGGCUGUGCACUCCAUGGAUUUUGAUGACACAUGGCAUCCUGCCACGCACCCAUCUGGGGCUGUGCUCCCUGCUGUGAUGGCUCUCUCUGAGGCCUUUCCUCAGAAUAAAAAAAUCUCAGGUCUUGACCUGCUCUUAGCUUUCAAUGUGGGAAUUGAGGUGCAAGGCAGGUUGUUACGCUUUUCCAGUGAAGCCAGGAAUAUUCCCAGAAGGUUUCACCCACCAACAGUAGUUGGUCCAAUGGGGAGUGCAGCAGCUUGUGCAAAACUGCUAGCUCUUAACCAAAUGAAAUGUAAAAACUCCUUGGCUAUUGCUGCUUCCUAUGCAGGUGCCCCACUAGCUAACGCAGCAACUCAAACGAAGCCCGUGCACAUUGGCAAUGCUGCCAAGCAUGGACUGGAAGCGGCUUGCUUAGCAUCACAGGGUCUUCAAGGAAACAAUCAGAUCUUGGACAUUGAGUCAGGGAUAGGUGCCUUUUAUACAGAUUACAACCCACAGACUCUGCCAACUUUGCAGUCAUAUCCCUGGCUGUUGGACCAGCAAGAUGUGGCCAUCAAACGCUUUCCUGCUCAUCUUGGAACACACUGGGUGGCUGAUGCAGCAUCUUCUGUAAGGAGGAAGCUUGUUGAAAACAGUGACAUAUUGCUUAUCCUUGAUAAAAUUGAGAAAGUUAUUGUAAAAGUCCCAGAGGUCAAAUAUGUGAACAGACCCAGCCCUAAUUCAGAACAUGAAGCUCGACACUCCUUUCAGUUUGUUGCCUGCUCUGCUUUGCUGGAUGGCAGCAUGUCCAUCCAGUCCUUUGCCAGUGAGAACAUUCACCGGCCAGCCUUACAGGAGCUCCUCUGCAAAACACAGCUAGAGCACCCUUCUGAUAACAAACCCAGCUUUGAGAGUCUUUAUUGCGAAGUGACUGUUGUGCUUCGGGAUGGCAACGCGAUUAGUGACCGCUGCAACACGUUCUAUGGACACUGGAGGAAACCUCUGACAGAGCAAGAUGUGGAGAAAAAAUUUCGGUCCAACGCUUCUCAAGUCCUUCCUGCAGAAGCCAUACAAGGCAUUAUAGAGACUGUGUACAAUCUGGAAAAAGUAGAGGACUGUUCUGUAUUAAACAUGUUUUUGUCAGGACAGUCAGCUAGAGUACUUCCAGAGAAGCUGCACUUCAAACAUUCCAACUCAUAAAGCAAACAAAAUUCAGGAAAAGGCCUUAUUUAAUGACCAAAGCACCAAGUAAAUAAUUUAGAGAUAGCAUGCAUAGUUCAGUCAGAAGAGUUGAAGAUUACUUAGCUAUCUUUAUAUGCUUAUACUGCUAAAGGUAGAGCAACGCCAGCAUGCUGCACAAAAAAAAUUCCUUCCUCUUUUGACAAAAAUGUCUGCAUGUUCUGCUUCUACUUAAUCACUUCAUGAAGGAAAUUUAAAUUCGUGGAAAUGCUGCUGUGAGAAACAAGACUAUGAAGACAGAAAAUAGAAGCCUUUACAUAUGUAUUGCUGCACAUUUAGUUAUACAGCCUUCUUAAAGAGGCCACCUGCUAUGCCACAGCUUUGGUGUGUGCGCUAAAAGAAAUAGCACUUAACACUCCAAAAGACAUCAGGCUUCGCUGUGGAGACUGGCAUUCUGGAACUAGGGUGCAGAGCAAGAGGGACAACUCCUAGACCUAAAAGCAUUAUUUCCCAGCCCUAUCUUCUUGGUGCUUCAUAGUAUGCAUUUAUUACUGCCAUGUUCCCAUUUCAAUUACAAGGCGUUGGCUUAGGAAGAAAUUCAGCCCCAUUUUCCCCAGCAGCAGCCAAAGAGAUGACCAGACACUUUUAAGGAAAAUAUGUGCUUAGGCUGCAGGGUAUUUAUAUUUGGUAGGCAAGAAACAUUUUAAGAUGAGCUAGGUUAUGAUAGUCCUAUAUUUUUUGAUUGCAUAAAUGCAAGUGUAGUCCUGUUAAAAGACAUAUCACACUUGUGAAUGGUUGAAAGUUAAAAACUGUUUCUGCCAUGCUGAGUUUGCUGUUUAUGACAGUGCUCUCUUUCUGGCUUUCAUAACCAUUCCACACUGAUCAGGAUGCCAUGUUCAGAUUACUACAGACAUUGCAAAGCAUGGGCUACAGUACAUUAGUUACUAUAGACUGAGAGCUGUAUGUAUCAGAACACUUAAUGUGCUGAGACCACCAAGUGUCCUUAGGAACUGUCACCUUAACUUGACAGCCAAAACCAUUCCCUCAAGUCUUGCCAUUUGUCUUAAAAUGUAUAAAAUGUAUGUACAAAAACUAAAAUCACAAAAUAAAACUGAUUUUAGUAAAUGAA